Messenger RNA from Thamnophis elegans (Western terrestrial garter snake), 234 nucleotides. RefSeq names its product kunitz/BPTI-like toxin. The record is from RefSeq and is a predicted model, not a curated record. Gene Ontology annotation, molecular function: serine-type endopeptidase inhibitor activity. NCBI's taxonomy places the organism in Eukaryota, Metazoa, Chordata, Lepidosauria, Squamata, Natricidae.
AUGUCUUCUGGAGGUCUUCUUCUCCUGCUGGGACUCCUCACCCUCUGGGCAGAGCUGACCCCCGUCUCCGGCCAGGACCAGCCAGAUUUUUGUCAUCUUCGAGAACAUGGGCCAUGUAGAGCUGAAUUUCUUCGCUUCUACUACAACUCGACUUUCAAUAACUGCCAGGAGUUUAUUUACGGUGGAUGCGAUGGCAAUGCCAACAAUUUUGUGACCAGAGAUGAAUGCCACUAA